Molecule: messenger RNA, 651 nt
Organism: Leishmania braziliensis MHOM/BR/75/M2904
Lineage: Eukaryota; Euglenozoa; Kinetoplastea; Trypanosomatida; Trypanosomatidae
Exons: 1
Coding region: 1-651 (216 amino acids)
Source: RefSeq, a predicted model, not a curated record
AUGCUCGAGAAAGUUGUGCCAAUCCCGUUCUUGGGCAAAGAGGUCUCGGGUUGGCUCUACCGCACUACGCGUUGGAUGCGCAAGCACCCGUACAGGGCGACCUCCAUCUUACUCGCGUGCGUUGGCAGCUCCAUACUCUACGAAGCGCAAGUGACGCACAGGAAUCGCAUGCCAUCUCCUAACGUCAACAACCACCUUGAAUAUCAGCUGAAGGAGGCCUCGCUGUGGGAGCGGUGGCUCCGUUGUGCCAGCACCACCCAGCAGGGCGUGAAGGGUACGCAAGCGGCGGCACUCGAGGAUCCAGGCGACAUGCCGGUGCCAGAGGACGUCGUGCGGCAGCAGCGGUUGGCGCAGCGCACCAUUGCCGAUGCUGAGCGGCUGCUCGCAACCACCACCGAUCCUGAAGAGCGCCAGUCCUUGAAGGAGAUCAUUGAGCAUGAGAAGAAGCUGAUGGUGGGCGUCAACAACACCACGAUGUUGAUACGCAGCGGCCAACUCGAAGUGCGUGCCCCGCACUGGGAGAUUCGCAACAACGAGCGGAACUGGAGCAUUCUGUCGCGUGACCAGCAGCAGCAGAAAGACCACUACUGGUACCGCCUCGAGCGCAGUCGUGAGGAUGAUUUUGCGCGCAACACCUACUCCUCGCCGUAA